Messenger RNA from Labeo rohita (rohu), 1758 nucleotides. RefSeq lists its product as uncharacterized. The transcript has 6 exons. Lineage: Eukaryota; Metazoa; Chordata; Actinopteri; Cypriniformes; Cyprinidae. The record is from RefSeq and is a predicted model, not a curated record. Bases 283 to 1758 code for a protein of 491 amino acids.
UCAAUCACUGUCUGAAAGUUUAACUACAGCAAACACUCGGUGGAAAUCAAAGUUCAAGACGGCAGAGGUAAAGAGGCCGACAAAAAUGGCAAGAAUGCCGGACUCUGAUAAACGAUCCGGUGUGAGAAAGUGCGAAAGGGAGCGACGGGACAGCUGAGGGGAAGCGGGAGACAUGCAGCAUCAAACGUGCCAAAAUGUCACUGCUAUUAAUACACCUCAGCAACUGCUCUCCAAUCAACACACAGUGUGUGUGUACAGCAGGAAGUUUGAGAGGGCGGAGGAAUGGCCAUACCGACCAUGUCUGACUCCAGCAGGCUUACUGAGGUGUCCGCACUGGCUUAUCUGGAUGAAGGGACCUCAGCGUCAGACACCGAGUGUGGAGACGAGCCUGAGCUCCAGCCAAGAGCUUUGGGGGAACCUCAGCCAGUGGCUGCAGAAGACACUGGAAUAUCAGACGUCACGUCGAGGGGCAAGGAAUAUCAGACAUCUGACUUCACAAAUAUAGAAGACAACAACAUCCUGUCAUGCAUCGACAAUAGAUCAGACGCAUCGUUCCCUUCAAGCACGAGAGAGAAGAAACCAACAGCUUGCUGCCUCAGAAAACACAGGAAACACCGAACUGAGUUUAAAGACAUGAAGAAAACGAGGGAGACGUGUAAAAAAGACAGAGCAAGAAUAAGAAGAAACGCUCUAGUCGGCUCCUCAAGAUGCUCCAAACCAAGCUUUGAAGAUCAAAACAAGUCGUCCACGACUCCAGAGCGCUUGUCCAAACCUCAACAGGUCACUGCAGAUCUCCAUCAGGAUGUUGGCGUUUCCCGUCUUUGCCUUCACAAGCUCGAAGUCGACUUUCCUUCAACCUUUGAGUCUCACAGUUUGAUAUCUGACAGUUUGGAGCCAAAGUUCAACUCAGAGUUUGCGUAUAUUUACGCCGAGAGCAUCAAAGGAUGCGACUCCACUUGUUGCACCUCUCCAGGAGACUUCAAUACCCACAAUCCCCUUGUCAGAAGCCCUGAACGAGACCCCGAAUCUGUCUUUGAUGGAGAAUCUGAAGACUCAGAUUGGGAUUUAUACAUGUCUGCUUGCAGUAUAGCAGCUACGGCAGGUUCCCGGUUAAGCGCUGACCGAUUUGGCUCUUUACUUUUUGACUCGAGCUGUAUUUAUACGGAAUGGGAAAGAAGAGCCGGCAGUACACAAACCGUGCAGGGAUACAGUCCAGCCGAAGCGGAAUGUGGUUCAGCAGCGUCAUCGGGCUCUGAGAGUUCAUGUUACACCGCCGAUCGUGACUCUUACUGUACCACAGACAGACAAACUAGCAGCUCGGAGUCAGACAGCUGCCGUUCAGAGUCUCACGCUGAUAUAAAAUGCCCUGAAGUGUUUUUCCCAGGUCGUUUUGACUCCUGUGAUGCCGUUGAAGACGUCUGCCGAGACGCAGAGAGCCCUUCCGAGUGUUUUUGCUCCAGACGCGAGACAGGUGAACUGUGGGGCGUCGUGACUCAAAUGAACAGACGGCAUUUCUCUGAAUGUUUCUGUGAGAUGAUUAAAGAAGUGACGAGGGAGAAAGACGUGGAGAAAAUGAAUGUGAAUGAAGGGUUUCUGUUUCAUCCUAAACAGUUCCUCCAGGUGAAGAACUCAGAAUAUCGAGAGGGUCGUGAAUAUUCAUUUCUCCGUCACAUUCAAAACGGCUCGUAUGGAGACGUCUUCAGCAUUCGGGACAAACAAACAGGAUUCACAUGUGCCGCCAAAAAAGUUGCUGAAUGA